GCCUUGAAACCGUCAAGUUCCAGGUUUGUAUCUUGAAAUUGAGAGCAGAGAGAACUCCAUGUUGUAACAAAGUUGUUAUCAAGAUACUCCCUGUUUACGUUUUCUUUUUUUUUCGUUGUUCGUUUUUAGAUUUUUUUUAUUGUAAUUUUGAAAAAAACAACAUUUAUGCAUAGAGUAGAUUUACAGAGUUAAAGGUCGGGGGGUAAUUAUAAUAGAAUAAUAACUAUUUGAAGCAACAGGCUAUACAGGAAUUUCAGAUCUAAUGGACAAUCACUCCACGUCCAUAAUCACCCAGGUUAGCAGAGAUGAAGAGGUGAAUACCCAUUUGCAAGAAAAAGGUGCCCAGAGUCCGGCCUCCUCCUCCUCCUCCUCUUCCUCCUCGAAGAAGAGGAAGAAUAAGCCUCAAAGCAGGGGUCUUUUCCACAGCCUGUUCUGCUGUUUCUGCCCUGAUGAAUCAGAGCACAUACCAGACAACAGCAAACCACCCCUCCUGGUGGAGGAAAAUGGAAGUGUCUCAAAAGCAGUGAAACCCCUCCUUCCCCAAAUAAGAAGUCAAGAUGUGGGGAAGAUCUGUGUGCUCAUUGACCUAGAUGAAACGCUAGUCCAUAGUUCAUUUAAGCCAGUGAACAACGCUGAUUUUAUCAUUCCUGUUGAAAUUGAUGGGACAGUUCAUCAGGUGUACGUAUUAAAGCGCCCCCAUGUGGAUGAAUUUUUACAGCGCAUGGGUGAGCUCUUCGAGUGUGUGCUGUUCACUGCCAGUUUAGCCAAGUAUGCAGAUCCGGUCUCUGAUUUGCUGGAUAAGUGGGGUACAUUCCGUAGCCGGCUGUUCCGGGAGUCGUGUGUGUUCCACCGCGGUAACUACGUCAAGGAUCUGAGCCGUCUGGGACGUGAUCUCAAGAAGAGCAUCAUCAUAGACAACUCCCCAGCCUCCUACAUCUUCCACCCCGACAACGCCGUGCCUGUAGUUUCCUGGUUUGAUGACAUGUCCGACACAGAGCUGCUCGAUCUCAUCCCUUUCUUUGAAAGACUGAGUAAAGUGGAUGACGUCUACACAGUACUCAAACAGCAGCGGACUAUAAGUUAACAGAAUGGCAGGGCUGUCUGGAUGGGGAGGGGCUGGUGGGCACAGGCUGUACCCCUUCUUCUAACCAAGAAGUCAGAACUACCCUUUUCUUCAUGACCUACCCAGAAUUCCAUUCACAGGAAAGCCUGGUGGAAAAGCUGAGCGGUUGCAAGUUUGGAAAGUGGCAGGGUGGAGCUGUGAAGCACUUCAGAAAAAAAUAUGUAUAGAACAUUUCACACUUGAAUGUGUUAUUCUCUAUUUUUUUGUGUUUUUAUCAUUAUUUUAAGAGAUGAGGAUUGGGGGAUGGAUCUGUCAUAUUAUUAAAGGAAAAAUAUACUAUAAGAAACAUGACCAAAUUUUCGCAAUCUAUGAUAAAAAAUAUAUAUAACGACCUCUGUGUCGUAAAUUCUGAUAUCUCCUGACUUUUAAAAUGGUUUAUAAAAUUCAGUUUUGAAUAUCAUAUUCAUUGCCCGUCCGUUGAUCCCGCUGCUAAAUGAGCGUAUUUAUUGAGAUCAUUCAGAAUCAAAUAAAUUAGCUCAGCAUGUAUUCUACUUUGGUUUUGGUGCAGCAAAUAACCAUACUUGGUGAUGGAAAUAUUACUUAGAUUGUUCCUUUUAACACAUAUUUCUGGAGACUGCAGGCCUGGAAUGGACUAAAAAGUAUUAGAAUUGGGAGUCUAUUCAUGUCCUUUUUUAACAUAUUAUAAAACACCUACUUGCCUUAACAACUUUUGGUUUUCAGUUUUGUUUGAAAACCAUCCUAUUUUUUUUUUCAUUAAAUGUCUUUAAAAUAUAAAGUACUGAUGAGUUUAAAGCUUGUACAAGGAGCUGUGAUUUAGUUGCCCCUGCAUGUGCUUCAACCUUGCCCAUGGGUGGGGAGGUAAUUCAGGAACCAUGACUGUCCGACCUUUAGCCUGUAUGUGAAACUGAUGACAGGAGGAGCCAGUAUGUGCCAAUGUGGGUUAUGUUAUGUGAUGUGGACAUUAAUUUUUCUACACAUGGCAGCAAAAGUCACUAACGGUCCAGUUUGUGUGUGUGUGUGUGUGUGUGUGUGUGUGGUUUAUUUUCUCCUGAUGUUAAAAUACAACAAAUGCCUUUUGUUUGUUUUCUGUUUUUGUGAGGUCUCAAUAUUUUGGUCCCAGUGUGCCACCAAACAGAACCGAGAACUAAAUACAGAGGCCUAAAAGUGUGAGUUGCGUGAAAAUGGCAUUUCAAUAUAUUGUAUGUUAAACCAGCACUACCGUACAAUACUGAGGUCCUUAUCUCGGGAUCCCUUGUGCAUCUUCAUUUGUGAAGUCUAGUUUGUUCAGAUGCCUGAAGCACACCGAUUCAGAAACAGAACGAACCAAGUAAUAAGUAGAAGACUUUAUAGAGGUUAAAUGAUUAUCCUGUUGUCUACUGUAUGUUGGCCCACUCCUGUUUCUCUCUUUGGGACCACUAACAUUGUUUUUUUAUUUGAUUUAUUUUUUUUGUUAUAACCAGGUCUUAAUAAACAUCUUUAAUUGGUUAAGAAGACUUACAAAGUUUAAAGGUGACACAAGUAGAACCAACCAAACCUUUUAUUUGAUACUAUACAUUUAUUCUAGCCAUGGGCACUAUACUCAAAAUAAUUACAAGGCACAGAGAGAAAUAAAUAUAAACAACAAAAUAGUUGUUCUUUCAUAGAAUAUAUUUGUUCUUUCAUAGGUAUUUUUUUUCACUGGUGUAUUAAUGUUUCUAGUAAACUAAAACAAAAGGGCUGUGUGUGUGUGUGUAUAUAUAUAUACACAUAAUUACUAUAUACAGUUGUAGGUUUCAUUUGUAGCAUUUUAAGAUUUGGCUUUCCUCAAUUAUGGGCUUUUCACACCAAGCGCGUAGCAUCAGAGUGUCAGCGUCGGGUUGCUUUCACAGCAAAAGUGUCAAUCAAUCUGAAGCGCUGUCACUGAACACAACAUUUCUUUAAAGUAGAUCAUUAUAUUUUUGUAUCCUUCAGCAUUAAGUACUGUAAUAGAAAUACUCAGGAUCACUAAAGUUUGUGUCUUGCAGAAAAAAUAGUAUACAUUAUACAUUAGUCUGCCGUUGUGGUGCUAUCAUUGCCACGCUGUACAUCAUGACUGUUGAACGUUCAGUGCCUUCCAAUUUGGCACACACACAGACAUACACUGACAACAAUGACUGCUAUCUUUAUAAUUAUUUAUAACCUUGUUUGAACACUUCCUACCUGUUGCUGAUAGAUACAGCGCUUGCUAAUUUAUUGAAACAAAAAAGUAAGGUUGCACCUUGUAUAAAAUAAUUAAAUAAUACCUGCACUUGAUUACUUGCAACUUUUUUGCUCAAUAUUGUGUACCUUGGUAUAUCCUUCCAACUUGUAUUCCCCCGUCCCACCCCAAGUUAUCUGUUAAAAAUAAAUGCCAAACGAAAUACGUUAGACUGCCGUUAAACAUCUUUUUAUGUCCUGCAAAGUGUAGAUAAACGAGAGGUUUAUCUGUUUGUUAGUCUUUUUUUCUGUCUUCUAUGUUCCUGAAACCUCUCUGGUUUGUUUGUUUGUUUAUUAUUAUUAUUAUUAUUAUUUUAAAGUGGCAGUCCUGUAGUCUACUCGGAAACAACCAUUCACAAUUUAAAAAAUACAGUAUAUGCCGUUUUAUUUUGAACACACUAAUAAAAACAAUUAUUUACCAUGUUGAUGUAUAUUUUUCAUACGCUUGCAGAUAAAUGGGAACACAGUUUAUUUUAGACACCUCUGUUUUACACUACGUGACUGGUGUGAAAGCCUCCUAAGAUGUACAGUAAUCGCUGAUGCUUUGAGUCGAGCUUGAUGUGAAAGAACCUUUACUCUUGUCUUGACAACUGUUCCCAUGGAAAUGGGAGUAUCAGCAGAAAUGUUACCAAGCAGAACAAAAAUACUGAAAAAAAGGAAAUACCAGAGAAAUACAAAAUUCACAGUUAAUGAAUGACUAAAUGCCAUUUUCAUUCUACUUACUGUUUUAAAAACUGCAAAUGUACUAGACAAGAGAGCUCAAUACUGGGAUCUUGGCCUGCAAACUUGAUACAAUGGAACGCUCCCUAACCAAACUACUGUCGGUAAUAAACUUGACAAACACAAGACAAAUUAUCAGUAUUAACAAACACAUAGCUCAAUUUCUUGAUUACCAUUUAUUUAAAAUCAGUAUUUUCUCAUGGCGCUAAUAUAGUGCAGAUUUUAGCAUGUCUGCAUUAUUCACUGAUUGGGUUGAAAGGUAGCAGUCGGUGAAAGUGCCAAUGAAAAACAACAAAGCACACGCCCAAAUCGCCUCCUAAAGUUGCCACAAAUUUCACAUUGUAUGAGAAUUGGUAUGGCACACUGUAAUUUGAGGAAAAUGAUUAUAUUGAAAGUAAUCUUAUCUGCAGAGAAUGUACUUAACAUGACAGUCUUGUGCCAUAUGGAGGUUUUCUAGGUAAUAUCUUUUAAGUACCCUUGUAUUGCCCUAAAAAUCUUUUUUUCUCUCUCUCUCUCUAUUUAUAAAUGUUAUGUUCUCAAGUAAAACAACCAUCCAGUGUGUAAAUGUCCCUUCCUGUAAAGAGUCACCCAUCUUUACUCAUAGUGCCUGUGGUACACAUUUGUGUACAUUUUUCAAUCAAUGAACCCUGUCAUGAAACACAAAACAGGUAUCAAUUGUGUUGUACAAGUAAGUCCUGUAGCUCCCUAGACAGAAUCUAGUGGACUCGGCACAAGGUGCGGUUGCCUGGAUGUGUACGAGUUUCUGGUCUACCUGUCAAAUAAUCUAACUUGUAUUUUUCAGUCAGUGAGUAAAUGUUUUCAGAAUUAAAACAAACAAUAUUUUUAACAAUGAAAAUGACUGCAUUACCUCCCAAAGUCUUGGGGCAUUACAGGUAAUAAAAGGCAAAUUUAAUAUGAUGAAAACCAUACAGUGUUGUACAUGAGCAGGCACGAACAAGGAAUUCAAGAGUGUGGAUGUUAUUAAUGUUCUGUAAUAAUUGUUUUUAUUAGUGAGUUCAAAAUGGUAUGAAUGUUUUUAAUGUUUUAAUGCUUAUGGACUUCAGUAAUCCAUCUUUGGGUCUCAGUAGUUUGGUAGUAGCUUCCUAUUGUACUUGAUUACACAGACAUGCCCUCUCUGUGAAAUUGGAUUUAAAAAUAAUGGGCCCAUAAAAUAUAAACACAAGACAAAAUUGGCAUUAAUAUUUGGGAUAUACUAUAUUUUUGAUCUGGAAACACAGUUAUAACCUUGUUGUGAACUUUUUUUUAUGAUUUUGUUUUAUUAAUAUCAUUAUUAUUAAAUAUAUUUUACUGUAUUGAACAUGCUCUCAUAAAUAUAAUACAACCUUUAAUUUUG
Messenger RNA from Acipenser ruthenus (sterlet), 5372 nucleotides. Its product is annotated as carboxy-terminal domain RNA polymerase II polypeptide A small phosphatase 1-like. The coding region runs from base 263 to 1084 and encodes 273 amino acids. NCBI's taxonomy places the organism in Eukaryota, Metazoa, Chordata, Actinopteri, Acipenseriformes, Acipenseridae. Gene Ontology annotation, molecular function: RNA polymerase II CTD heptapeptide repeat phosphatase activity. The transcript is spliced from 7 exons. The record is from RefSeq and is a predicted model, not a curated record.